AUGUCAGAACCAGAAUCAGACCCUAACUUCCAGAGAAGGCCAAACCCAAAGGGAUGGACCCCUCCAAAGGCCCCAUACAACCCAUACGACCCUACAGAUGCCAGACCAGCUGGUGGGUAUCCAUCGGAAUAUAAGAUUCCUGGUAAUCUGCCAUCUGGGUUCUCUUCAUUACCAAGAGACCCCACGCAGUACAAGAAGGUCAAUGAGACCAUGAAGAGACUUAACUACACACCAAGACCAGCGUCUCUGCUCUACCCGGGCCAAUACAAAGUGUUGCGUAAGAUUAACACAAACAUCAAAGUACAGACUGGAUCAAGAUGGUUUGGAACUUUUCUUGGAGGAUCCAUAGUGGUUUAUUUUUCAUUUUUUUACCGUUGGAAUGAUGGGAAGGAGAAUGUGUUUUCUGACUUCUAUAGAGCAAGACUCAGCAUAAAGGAAAGAAUCUUUGGUUUGGAUGAACAAGAAUAUGAUGAUUUGUAUCAUCCACGAGAAAGUAGAGUUAUCAUUAAAAAGGUGCGAGAUGCCGAAUAUAUUCCAGAAGAUAUGAGAAAAUACAAGGAGUCAGACAUGGCCAUGCACAAGCCUUCUGAUAGACAUUUCUUAGAGGCUGAAAGAAUCAAGCAAGAUCAAGAAGAACAAAUGUUGAGAGAAUUGGAUGAACAUCGAAAGUUCGCAUUAGAAAUGUUAGGCGAGGAUGACCAGCAACAAAUUAAGACUACGAAAAAGAAAUGGUGGAUAUUCUAG
[Candida] anglica is the source of this 744-nucleotide messenger RNA. Lineage: Eukaryota; Fungi; Ascomycota; Pichiomycetes; Serinales; Debaryomycetaceae. The record is from the annotation of a GenBank genome assembly.